GCCUCAAAAUGGUCUCCGCACAGCCUUUCCCCCGUCUAACCUCCGCAGAGAUUGACGGUCGGACUCAGAAUAUUCGAUAUCGCCAAACCCAAUUUCACCGGUUGCAAACAACUCUAGCUCUUCAUAUUGAACGGCUCAAAGAGGCCAUCCAGACAGAUUCUGGGCAUAGCACCGAAGAGAUCCAAGCAGAAAUAUGUCUUGCAUUCAAAGAGAUCCGGACACAUUACCUCUCCCUCGAUCUGGAGAAAGACGUCGAAGCCGAGUAUCGUGUCGUUCAUGGAAAGGAUAAUGUUGAUGGCAAGCGUGGUACUGGUAUAGUAUACAUCGUACCUUGCACGCACACAAUGUUCUUUUCUGUUAUUUCAGCCAUGAGCGCUGCGAUCGCUGCUGGAAACUGCGUUAUUGUCGAGCUCACGAAAAAUACCAUGGCUCUUCCAGCGGUGCUGAGGAAGAUCCUCCCCCAAUCUCUUGAUAACGACGCAUUCGCCAUUAGCGAAGAGAGACCAGACCCAUCCUUCCUCAGCAAAGUAUUCACAAUUUUCCAGAAUGAUAGCUCAGAUUUUUUGUCGGAAAAACGCCUUGUUUCUCCUAUCAACGACAGAACAGUCGCAGUCGUUGAUCGAACUGCCAACAUCCCGGAAGCAGCGCAGGCACUGGUGGGCUCGCGAUUUGCCUUUGGGGGACGAUCGCCAUAUUCUCCCGAUGUUGUUCUUGUUCAUGAAUUUGCCAUCAAGGCUUUCGCCGAGGCUGUUAUCCAACAUUCGUCCAAGUAUCUGGCCGGUCAGAAUGGCGAGGCCCGACAGACUGAGGGCACGACGCGACGGUCAAGUCCAGGGCCUUCUCUGCUCGAUGCGGCGCAAAGAGAUCAGGGUGUGCGUGUAUUGGUAUCGGGAACCAGCUGGGGUGUGAUAGAAGUGCAGGACCGGGCAUCCCCUCUUCUGAGGAAGAAAGUGAAUGAGAAGGUAUUGCUGCUCCACACCAUCACGAGUCUGGAUGAUGCAAUUGACCUCAGCAAUUCAAACGAAACUUUGGCUGCCACAUACGCAUUUGCUGCUCAUCCAGCUGCCAAAUAUCUCACACAAUUCAUCGACUCGCGAAUGUCGUGGAUCAACCACGUCUCAAGUGAAAUGCUCAUUGGCCCAACUUCUCCCACCAACACAACCCCCAACCUCGAAACCCGGUACUCAACCAGUCUCUUGCAAGUCCCUCGUCCUCAAAUCGUGAAGGAAACCAGCAAUGCAGCUUUAGUUCGAGCGAUUCUCGAAACAUCAAAUUCUAAAAAUGGUCGUGCGCUGUGGAACGAGACGAUUGCCCCGUUGCCACCGACGAGACAAAAGGCCGGAUGGAAGAUUGGAUUUUUCGAGCAGGGAAUUAUCACGGGAGGAGUUAUUUUUCUGACGACAGUGUCUAUGCUGGGGUAUUAUGCAUUCACAUAUGCGAGGAGAUUGCGAUAGCCCGGAGAAGUUGUAUAUAUGAGUCUUGAUAAUAAGUUGAUAAAUUUACGAUGGUAUAAACAUGUUCUGAAUAGCUAGUUCAUUA
Aspergillus wentii DTO 134E9 is the source of this 1539-nucleotide messenger RNA. RefSeq lists its product as uncharacterized. Lineage: Eukaryota; Fungi; Ascomycota; Eurotiomycetes; Eurotiales; Aspergillaceae. Gene Ontology annotation, molecular function: oxidoreductase activity, acting on the aldehyde or oxo group of donors, NAD or NADP as acceptor. Bases 9 to 1454 code for a protein of 481 amino acids. The record is from RefSeq and is a predicted model, not a curated record. The transcript has 5 exons.